AUGAAGAACCAUUUGUUUUUCUGGGGAGUCCUGGCCAUUUUUGUUCAGGCUGUUCUUGUGACAGCCGGAGAUGAAGGUGAAAGGAUUGUUCUGGCUGACAACAAAUGUAAGUGUGUCCGGGUUACUUCCAGGAUCAUCCCCUCUCCUGAAAAUCCUAAUGAAGACAUUCUGGAGAGACACAUCAGAAUUAUUAUUCCUGUGAACAGCAGAGAGAAUAUCUCUGAUCCCACCUCACCAGUGAGAACCAAAUUUGUGUACCAUUUAUCCGACCUCUGUAAAAAAUGUGAUCCUGUAGAAGUGGAGCUGGAUAAUCAAGUAGUUACUGCCUCCCAGAGCAAUAUCUGUGAUGAAGAAAGUGAGACCUGCUACGCUUAUGACAGGAACAAGUGCUACACAAAUAGGGUCCCACUUACCUAUGGUGGUCAGACCAAAAUAGUGGAAACAGCCUUGACCCCAGAUUCCUGCUAUCCUGACUAA
Molecule: messenger RNA, 477 nt
Organism: Equus caballus (horse)
Lineage: Eukaryota; Metazoa; Chordata; Mammalia; Perissodactyla; Equidae
Gene: JCHAIN
Product: joining chain of multimeric IgA and IgM
Biological process (GO): humoral immune response
Cellular component (GO): pentameric IgM immunoglobulin complex
Molecular function (GO): immunoglobulin receptor binding
Source: RefSeq, marked provisional